This is a messenger RNA of Striga asiatica, 444 nucleotides long. NCBI's taxonomy places the organism in Eukaryota, Viridiplantae, Streptophyta, Magnoliopsida, Lamiales, Orobanchaceae. The record is from the annotation of a GenBank genome assembly.
AUGGCGCGGCAGGGGAACUGGCUUUGGCACGGCGUGGCGCCUAAGAGACGCGCGUUGUCGGCCCGUGGCACGCGCGUCACAAUGCUCACAUUCUUGCAGAUCAUCAUUUGUGAGGUUGAAGGGAAUUUAAAGGAGCUUAUUUUGGAUGAGAGUAUAUCAUAUGAUGGUGAAACUGCUGAAAGAGAUGGCUAUGGAUUGAAAACUGGCAGCUCGGUUUUUGCGACGUAUGCAGUUUUGGCGAGAUGUCUUCUUGUUGACGCUACACUUCUCGAUGACGUUGGCCUCGUCUUUGAGUUUGUUACGAAGCUCUUUCAUGCGGAUUUGGAAGCGGACGAGCCUCGAUAUCUCUUUGUGAGUGUAAUUUUUGUGUGGGGGGUUAAGCAAUUGGGCUGUGAAAUUUUGCGCAGUCAAUUGCACGAGAUGAUAUGGCGCAAAUCUGUGUAA